This is a messenger RNA of Procambarus clarkii (red swamp crayfish), 2094 nucleotides long. RefSeq names its product sphingosine-1-phosphate lyase. The record is from RefSeq and is a predicted model, not a curated record. Gene Ontology annotation, molecular function: pyridoxal phosphate binding; sphinganine-1-phosphate aldolase activity. Gene Ontology annotation, biological process: sphingolipid catabolic process; carboxylic acid metabolic process. Gene Ontology annotation, cellular component: endoplasmic reticulum. NCBI's taxonomy places the organism in Eukaryota, Metazoa, Arthropoda, Malacostraca, Decapoda, Cambaridae.
UGGGGGGCGCCGGAGACGUUCAGUACCACACUGCCGCCACCUCGUACACCACCAACACCUGUAGUGCUCCCGGGAGUGGUGUUCCGUGUUCCUUGACACAGUUGCUCUGCGUUCCUUGACGCAGGUGUUCCUUGUUCCUUGACACAAGUGUUCCAUGCUACGUGUUCCUUGGCGAUGGAGAACGUUCAUCUAAUGCUGAAAUGGCUGGAGGAGGAGGUGGAGAGCAGCGUGGACGGCUUCCAGAGAUGGCAGCUAGUGGUGGCAACUGCUGCCUUCACUCUGACUGUGAUGGCUCUCAGGGAUCUCUUCAACCACAGAGAAGAUGUGUGGGAGGGCAUGAGGAAGCGAGCCUUCAGGAUGCUCCGCUCCAUUCCAGCUGUCCAGCGACGAAUAUCUGAGGUGCUUGAUGCGUCACGCAGAGAACUAGAGAAGGGCAUGUUUGCAUACAGUGGACGAACCAAGAACCGCGUGCCACUGAGGGUUCUGCCACCCACCGGUUGGUCCAAGGAACAGGUUCUUCAGGCAGCCUCUGACGACCUGGCUCAAGGCAAGUACGACUGGCGGGACGGCAAGAUCUCUGGAGGAACAUUUUCUGGUGGUAACGAUGUCUAUACCAACUUGCUGGAGCACCUGUAUGGCAAGUUUGCCCUCAGCAACCCUCUCCACGCUGAUGUCUUCCCUGGAGUGAGGAAGAUGGAGGCAGAGAUCGUGAGGAUGACCGUCUCACUCUUUCAUGGCAACGAGGAACAGUGCGGAUGUAUAACCUCAGGUGGGUCUGAGAGCAUCUUGAUGGCAGUGAAGGCAAUGCGGGACUGGGGUCGAGACGUGAAGGGCAUCAACAAGGCUGAGAUUGUAGCCUGCGUGACGGCCCACGCCGCCUUUAGCAAGGCUGCCGACAUACUGGGAAUGAAGCUUCGGCAGGUGAAGAUGGACCCAGAAACAUGUAAGGUGAACCUGUCGGCAAUGCGAAGGGCUAUCAAUGGCAACACUGUCAUGCUUGUAGCCUCUGCCCCCGGGUUCCCACACGGCAUUAUUGACGACGUGGAGGGCGUGGGUGCUCUUGGCCGGCGCCACGGGGUCCCCGUCCAUGUUGACUGCUGUAUGGGCGGCUUCCUCCUCCCCUUCAUGGAGCGCGCCGGCUACCCCUUGGCGCCCUUUGACUUCCGGGUGCCAGGCGUCACUAGCAUCUCCGCCGACACUCACAAGUACGGGAACGCUCCUAAGGGUUCAAGUGUGGUGAUGUACCGGAGCGGCGCGUUCCGCCACCACCAGUACUUCACCAAGAUGGACUGGCCGGGAGGUAUAUAUGGCACGCCCACCGUACCCGGAUCCCGUCCUGGAGGGUCUGUGGCUGUGUGCUGGGGAGCCCUGCUGUACCACGGAGUGGCCGGCUACACAGAGACAACACGCACCAUCAUCAACACGGCCAGAGGCAUCAAGAACCUGCUGAAGGCUGUGCCUGGUCUUGAGGUGUUCGGGGACCCUCUGACCUCCAUCGUGGCCUUCAGGAGCAAGGAGGAUGACAUCUACAAGAUUGGUGACAUCCUGGGCCAGCAUGGGUGGCAUCUUAACUUCAUCCAGUAUCCUCCCGGGAUACACAUCUGCGUGACGUCUCUACAAGCCGCUAGUGACUUCCCUCGACGUUUUGUGAGUGAUGUCAACGAUGCUGUUCAGGAAGUGCGGAAGAGACCGGAUGGUUUAGCUGGAGUCGGGAAGGUGUACGGUACCGCUGCUGGAAUACCAGAUAAAUCCUUGGUCGGCGAGGCUGCCAAAAUGCUUCUGACGUGUUACUACGAGACUGGACCAGCUGGCGGCCGUGGAAUAGAGGAAAUAGGUAAUGAGGAAGAUGGACAAGAAAUAUAAAAUUAAAAGGAAAUUCUCCUUUCUCUGUAAGUCUUAAAUUAGGAUUGCAUGUUUUUGGUUGACGUGGUGAGUAAGAGUUCCUUACCGCAGAUAAUAUGUGCGUUUUUUGGUCUAGCACAAAUCAAAUAUAUAUAUAUUGUAUUUAUAUGUAUAUUAUAUGGCUUGGUAUUAUUGCAUGAUGUGUAACUGUGGUGUAAUUAUUUGAUCAAUAAAGCCUCAAGUCCGGCAAAA